Molecule: messenger RNA, 1437 nt
Organism: Cucumis melo (muskmelon)
Lineage: Eukaryota; Viridiplantae; Streptophyta; Magnoliopsida; Cucurbitales; Cucurbitaceae
Exons: 1
Coding region: 1-1245 (414 amino acids)
Source: RefSeq, a predicted model, not a curated record
AUGUCUGAAAGGUGUGCUAUAUCACCCAUACUGCCAACCAUCUUGCUUGCUGCCAUCAUCUUCCUUAUAUGUGGAGAUGGCAUAAUCUACAAAGUUUCGAUUCGAACAGUAUCUCUAGAUGAGAAAAGAAAUUCAAACUCAACAAUUACGUGCAUAACACAGUUGCAGAUUAAGCAAACGUUAGUUGGAGAGCCAAGGCAGUCCUCACCAGAAAACAGAGACGAAGAUGAUAGUGAAACUUUUGAUUCCUUAGUAGUUCCAUCCAAUCUUUCAGCAAAAGAUGCGAGAGUUGAUUGGUUUAGGAACCACCUUCCCAACUUUCGAAUUUUGCAGUCAAACAACUUGACGCAGCAGUUUCAUAAUCGACUUCUGGAGUUCCUCAGCCAUGAGUGUGAGGUACAAUUCUUCAUGACAUGGGUAUCUCCAGCAAGGUCUUUCAGAGAAAGAGAAUUAAUGGCAGCAGAAAGUGUUUUUAAGUCUCACCCCCGUGGAUGCUUAACUAUUAUAUCAAGAACGCUGGACUCAGAAAGAGGCUGCAAGAUUCUUAAACCUCUACUUGAUCAUGGGUUUAAAAUUCAGGCAAUCGCACCGGACUUGCCUUUGCUAUUCAGAAACACCCCGGUUGAGGCUUGGUUUGAUGAGAUGAAGAGUGGAAAAAAAGACCCAGGUCAGAUUCCAUUAGCUCAGAAUCUAUCUAACCUGAUGAGACUUGCAGUUUUAUACAAAUAUGGAGGUGUUUACAUAGAUACAGACUUUAUAGUUUUGAAGUCUUUCAUGGGGUUGAAGAACUCAAUUGGCGCACAAAGUAUUGAUCCGGUAACUAAGAACUGGACAAUACUGAAUAACGCUGUUCUUGUUUUUGAUAAGAAGCAUCCACUUCUAGAGAAAUUUAUGGAAAACUUUGCAUCAAAUUUUGAUGGUAGCAGAUGGGGAUAUAAUGGACCUUUUCUGGUCACCAGAGUAAUAGCAAAGGUAACAGGAGCCAGAGCAAGCCCCGGUUUCAACGUCACUGUACUGCCACCAGCAGCGUUCUACCCAGUAGACUGGAUUAAGAUUGGUGAACUUUUCAAGAAGCCAGAAAACCGGGCUGUUGAAAGUUGGGCAAAAGCAAGACUAGCUCAGCUAGAUAAUGAGACCUAUGGAAUACACCUAUGGAACAAGCAGAGUAAGAGUUAUGUGAUUCAAAAGGGAAGCGUCAUAGAACGAUUAUUCUCUGAUCAUUGCAUCAUUUGCAGCUAUACUUAGAAUUAGGGAAAGCUCAACGAGAGAAAAAAAAUGUAAAGAUGUAUGAAUAGUUACGAUUUAUUUAAUACACUAACACAGAACCUUCAGUAAGAUCGAAGUGAACCAUUUUCCUCACAAGAAUCAUAUGAAAUCAUGAUCUAAUCUUCUCUCAGAUGUAAAAUUCCCUAAAUUAUAGCUUUCUUAAUUUCUGAA